Messenger RNA from Oncorhynchus masou masou (cherry salmon), 4004 nucleotides. RefSeq names its product S-adenosylmethionine sensor upstream of mTORC1-like. Gene Ontology annotation, biological process: negative regulation of TORC1 signaling. NCBI's taxonomy places the organism in Eukaryota, Metazoa, Chordata, Actinopteri, Salmoniformes, Salmonidae. The record is from RefSeq and is a predicted model, not a curated record.
GCAGGCUGGCACCGGUAGUUAACCUAGGAUGUGAAGAAUUGUAGCUAGUCUGUAAAAAUAAAAACCUCGCUCUAGUGAGGAAGGAGAAACGGCGCAGGACUAUGGACCCGGUGAACAAUGCUGAGACAGGAGAUACAGAAACCGAACUGGAGCCGGUCUGUGUUCUUAUUCCGAAAGAAACGAGGUGCAAGAAGGAACAGGAAAAGCUGUCCGGAGUCGUCAAGAAUGUCCAUAGAAAACUGCGAAGAAAAUACAGAGAAGUGGGGGAUUUUGAGAAGAUCUGGCGAGAGCACUGUGAGGAUGAGCAGACUCUGAGUGAAUAUGCCCUGGCCAUGAAGAACCUGGCCGACAACCACUGGGCCAAGACUUGUGAGGGAGAGGGCCGCAUCGAGUGGUGCCGCAGUGUUUGUCAGGAGUAUUUCCUGGAUGGUGGAAUGAAAAGAAUGUUGGAGAAGGAUGAGAAGAGUGCCAGGCUUGCCAUAGCCACCUCAGCUGCAACUCUGAGUACCCAGCCUUAUAGCUCCUUCAUCCCCAGGUCCAUCUCCCAGCUUGGUAAAAUGCGGCUGCUGGACGUUGGCAGCUGUUUUAACCCCUUCCUGAAGUUUGACGAGUUCCUCACAGUCGGUAUUGACAUAGUGCCUGCGGUCGAGAGUGUAUACAAGUGUGACUUCCUUAACCUCCAGCUCCAGCAGCCCCUGCAGCUGGCUGGUGACGCAGUGGAAGCCUUCCUGAGACAGCUGUGUAGCCCCAUCGACGCACUGCCCGCCCAGCUCUUCAACGUGGUGGUCUUCUCCCUGCUCCUCUCCUACUUCCCGCCUUACCAGCGCUGGAUCUGCUGCAAGAAGGCCCACGAGCUGCUGGAACUGCACGGCCUGCUGCUCAUCAUCACCCCCGACUCCUCCCACCAGAACCGCCACGCCCUCAUGAUGCGCAGCUGGCGCGUGGCGGUGGAGUCACUGGGCUUCAGGCGCUGCAAGUACAUUAAGUUCUCCCACAUGCACCUCAUCGCCUUCCGCAAGGUGUCCCUGACCACCACCAGCGACCUGGUCAGCCGUAACUACCCAGAGAUGCUCUACAUCCCUCAGGACUUCCAAUCCCACGAGGAGGAGGACUACACCGACGUGCUGGUUCAGGCGCACUCCGUCUUCGAGGACGACCAGCUGGCGUGGGGCUUUACGGAGCUGCCGGACACGCCCUACGACUCGGAUUCAGGAGAGAGUCAGAGCAGUUCCUUGCCCUUCCUACACGAGCUGGAGGACCCCAUACUGCUGCAGAGCUGAGCUAGACUAGCUAAACCCCUACUAGCUUCUCUCUCAAAGUCCUUAUUCAAUCCCUAAGGCUCCCCGUGGCCCUAACCUUUCAAUGUUUGCAGAUCUGUAAGGAGGAAAGCAAUAUUGUUGUAGCUUUGCCACUGCACUGCUUAUACCUAACCAGAGCCUUCAGACAUGCAACAUGGGAGGGGCAAGUGAGAGGGAUGGGGAGCAAUUUGAGACCGGCUGUCUCUGUCCCCAACUGCUGCGCUGCCAAAUGAACCUGCUGCAUUCUUCUCACACCCGUCUUUUCCCUUAACUAAACAACGCAGUUUGCACAGAUUGGAAGAAAAAUACGUUUACAGAAGUGAGUUGUUUAUUAUUCGAUAUCUUACAUGGUUAGUCUCUCAACACAACUGCACACACACACAAUAAAUGAGUAAAAAAAAAAAAAUGAAGACAUGUUUGCUGAAUGCCCUCAGGAUAGAUGUAGUUAGCCUGCCCCUUGCAUUUCAUCCCAUCUUUGUGAUCUGUCACGCUCUACUAACAGAAGACAAUCAACAUUUUCAAAGCUGCUGACUUUAAAUCUCUCUUAAAGAGACCAAUACCACAGGUUUGUCAGGUUUGGUUAGUGGAAAGAUUGAGAUGGAAAGAGGGAUAAGCUUGUUUCUGUAAAUCAGGCACGGCUUUCUCUAAUUCUUGGCGUGCAUUUAGUUUUCCAAAAAAGAAAGAAAAACAACAUUGUUGUACUCAAACUAUGUGAUUUUGUUCACUUUUGAACACUGGUUUUGUCCAACACGAUGUGUGGCAAACGCCAUUUUAUUUCAGCGUCUUUUUCACUGAUUCAUAACAAUUAAAGUGAUAUUUGUAGCAUUUUCAGUACCUUAAGGUAGGCGUAUGUAGUUACGUUGCCUAGUUAAAGGUAAAAAAAUAUAUAUAUACUACAAAUUACAACUUUUCCUAAUGUGAAACCGUUUGGGGGUUUUCAUAGUAUACCAUGGUACGAGUGUUGCAAAUUAGUCAUUUGCUCUAUUUUCUCUGCUGGUGUGAAGAAACUGCUAUGUACAAAUGCACAGAUGUUAGCUUACCUUCAAUGUUCAAUACAACCUUAUUUGUAGUAAAAAAAAAAAAAAAAACUCUUGUGAGGAACAAUAUUUAGGCUUCAUUAUCUGAUUAAUAAUAGGUUUCUAGUGAUGCCUUGGCUUCUUUAUAGGUAACUGUUGGCUUCUCUAUAGGUACUGGUAACUAGAGAAAUUAUACUGACCACACUAUGUACACUCAAGUGAAACACAUAUAUCGACUAAGACACCAGCUUUAGCUAUCAGUUACUGUUUUACCUAAUUUCCUGUAAAGUACUUCAUAUCUGAGGAGAGCAACAUUGGCCGUAGGAAGAAUUGUUGAAUUCAAAAUGUUUUUAUUUUAUUUGUCUAUUUACUUUUUCAUUCAUAGGUUGGUAGAAUAAGUAUAGUAUCAACAAAUACUGAGUCAUUCAUUGCAUCAGUAAGUUAAUUUGACUAUCCCUUUUUAUAUGUAUUUUCAUCCACAACAUGAAAGUACUUAGUGUGUACUCUGCUUAAAGAAAUGUAUUAACUCCAUACAGUUAUCAAAAUGGUCUUAUGAACUCCAAAAGAUUCGCCUCAAUGAGGUUUUGCACUAAUACCACACGGUCUCAUCUUUAGUCAUGCAAUCUCUGAUCUCAUCAAAGUGCAUUUUAGCAAUAGCCAGGUGUAUCCUGUACUGUAUCCUUAUGGGGAAGGUUUCUGUGUUGUUCUGAAUGACACUAGCACACAAAUAAUCAUUUUGUUAUAUAUUUGUAAUGAUAUUAUCGUUUUUUUGUAUAUGUGUGUGUGGAGAUAUGUAGGUUAAGUGUGCAUGAGUGUUUGUUGUAAUGUACUUGUGUGUGGCACUGUACUUCAUAAAUAGUAGACUAAUCUCUCAGCUGCCAUGAGUCAUGUGAUUCCUGUCAUGGGGGAUAUAGGUUGCUUCCCAAAAUGGCACCCUAUUCCCUUGGUCAAAAUUAGUCCACUAUGUAGGGAAUAGGGUGCCAUUUGGGAUGCACCCCUAUGAAUAUAACCAGUAUGAUGUACCUGUACCCUAAUGUUCUCACACUCUCUUUACCUGAAAUCCUAAAGGUGCCUUACUUAUCCCCGGUAAUGUUUUUGCAGUCCUGGUUCUCAUGCCCAUAUGUUAGAGAAUUCACACUUUUCACUUGGCAGUAUACAAUGUGUUUUCUUUGCCAUAUAAUUGUGUUAUGUGCAACUGUACAAAUGAACUACCAGCUACCACUUAAAAGUAUAAUUGGCUCAACGUUUUACCCUAAGAACAAUGUGUUUUUGUUUAAAGGAUGUAAUUUGUCAUUGAUAAUAAUUACAUAAUUGCUUUCAAAUUGCUAUACAUCCAUUGUAACUAGAUAACUUUCUGGUCAGUUCAUGUUUGAUGUACUUUAAACUAUUUAUCUUUAACAGAAAAGACAGACAUUUCUCAUUACAAAUCAUUUGCUUGAGGGUUGUGAAUUGUACCAGUAAACAAUUAGCGACACACUCAUCCUUGUAUCUGUCUUCCAAGAGUUUGAUUCCAUUACUUUCAUAAACAGCUUCAUUUUCAGUAUUAAGGAUUUUGACAAUUGCAGGACAAUGUGUGCAUGGUUGUUAUUCUAUUUUAUAAAUGAAUGUUAAUGCAGCUUCUAUGUCUGAUUUUAUUGUCUACUCCAUUCUGUUUAAAAAAAUAAUAAAUUUAGGACUGAGGUGAACUUGA